Molecule: messenger RNA, 525 nt
Organism: Puma concolor (puma)
Lineage: Eukaryota; Metazoa; Chordata; Mammalia; Carnivora; Felidae
Source: RefSeq, a predicted model, not a curated record
AUGAGGUCCAAUGGGGUCGCCAGCCCCUGGCAGAGCCCCCUUCGCCUCCAGCGUAGCCUCCUCCUCACCCAGGUCCAGAGCAACGUCUCAACUGGCCAGGCCGUGGCAGUGGAGCUGGUUCUGACCCUGCAGUUGGUGCUCUGUGUUUUUGCUUCCACCAACAACCGUCAAGCAUCUGGCUCCCCAGCUAUCGUGAUUGGGAUCUCUGUGGCAUUGGGCCAUCUCAUUGGGAUCUACUUCACCGGCUGCUCCAUGAACCCGGCCCGCUCCUUUGGCCCCGCCAUCGUGGUUGGGAAGUUCACGGUCCACUGGAUCUUCUGGGUGGGACCCCUGACAGGAGCUGUCCUGGCUUCGCUGAUCUACAACUUUAUCCUGUUCCCUGACACCAGAACCAUGGCCCAGCGACUGGUCAUCCUCAUGGGCACUGAAGAAGUGGAGAAAAUGACAGGGGUGGAGCCCGAGAAGAAAGAAUCCCAGUGCAGUUCAGGGGAUACUGAAAUGGGGAAUGCAUGUCAGGUGGUAUAG